Messenger RNA from Trichoderma aggressivum f. europaeum, 1380 nucleotides. RefSeq lists its product as uncharacterized. NCBI's taxonomy places the organism in Eukaryota, Fungi, Ascomycota, Sordariomycetes, Hypocreales, Hypocreaceae. Bases 1 to 1380 code for a protein of 459 amino acids. The transcript is spliced from 2 exons. The record is from RefSeq and is a predicted model, not a curated record.
AUGGCGCUAUUUAAGGCACACUGGGCCGUGCCGAGCUUAAUGGUCAGCUGUCUUUUGUGCGGUAUAGCUUUUGCGCUCGGCCACCAUUUCUUCUACGCAUCUCUGAAUUCAAAAAUUGUGCAAAGCAACAUCGAACAAGAAUGGAACAUUCGCAUCGGAACUGGCAUGGCUUUUCUAGUCAAAACUUGCCUGACAGCAGCUGCUGGAUUUGCCUAUACACAACUACUGUGGACGACGUUACGAUCCCGUCAUGCAACCUUGAAAGGAGUAGACGCCAUGUUCAGCAUCACUACUAAUGCGUGGGAAUUUUUAACCCUAGAGCUCUGGCGAAAGGGAUUUGGGGCGCUACCUAUUGUUGCCGUUUUCACCCCCGCGGCGCUGACAGUUCAACCAUCCAAGCAACUCAAUGAGUCGAAACAUAUUAAACCCUUGCCCACAAUAAACUCGACUAGCCCGUAUCCAUUUGCGCAAUGGGGCAACGAAGGUGGCGGCGGAUAUGUUGCCCCUUCCGUUGCCGUCGCCCGACUGGUAUCGUCUGUAGCAUCUCAAGGGUCCAUUCUUCCCAUACAGGCAAUGUAUCUCAACAGUUCAUACUCUCUAGAUUUCUACGGCCCUUCUUUAUCAUGCGGACCAUUGGGGGGCAAUUCUGAAUUCCAUGCCGCUUAUGAUAAAACUUUUCAAGAAGCAUAUGGAUCAGUAUGGGGAAUGGCUAAUCAAGUCGUUACAUAUUUCAGCUUUGUUCCUCAGACGGCACGGGAUAACAAAACAGGAGAUACCAUCAUCAACUGGGAGAAUAGAACAUUGAGUGGUUUGCGGGCAAUUUUCGACCCCGAAACCAUUCUCGACUUAAGUGGGAAUUUGGCCACUAUUGACGACACGGCGAGUUCCGCAGACCACCAAGCACGUUGCCGAUUUUUCGUUGGAUUUCCAACAUACGGCUCAUUCGCAAAUAGGACUAUAGAAUGCGGGCUCUAUAAUUCGUCUUACAAUGUCGAUUUAAGAUUCGAGAACGGCAAACAGACCAUCGACAUCCGCAACUUGACAAGGCUCAAUCCUGUUAGUGUUGCAACCGUAACUGGUCAAGGUGACCAUACAAUGCCUGAGGUUGCGUAUGUAUCUAUUAUGGAUUCAUUGGGCGGCAUCCUAAUGGGGAAGAUUAUCGCAACGCGUUAUGGCUCCCUUCAACCAGUACGAACUCAAGUGCUCUCCACCGUGCUCACCCAGGCUCACGAUAUGCAACAUUUGCAAAAUGGUUUCGGCCAGACAGGCAUCCUGGGUGAGAAAUCCGGAAACGGCACCAAUCUCACCAUGGCAGAGACUCUGGAACAACUUGUAUCCAACAUCACCUUGAGUCUCUUCAGCAACCCAGAUCUACUGUAA